UUCCGGGACAAUGUCGCUCAAACAAGAAAUCGAAACAUGGGUGCAGGCCCUUGAUGCCUAUGACAAUCAAGACUUCGAGGAGUCCCUACGAUGCUUUGAUCAGAUUGCCGACACAUCAAAGAUCUUGUUCAACUGUGGAGUGAUCUAUGCAACCUUAGGCGAGCACCAUAAAGCAGUAGAAUGCUAUCAACGUGCUGUCGGUCUAGACCGGUAUCUGGCAAUCGCGUACUUUCAGCAAGGUGUAUCUAAUUUCUUGAUCGGCGACUUCGAAGAAGCAUUGGCCAACUUUAAUGACACUUUGUUGUAUCUGCGAGGGAAUACUUCGAUCGACUAUGAACAGUUGGGUCUCCUAUUCCGCCUCUUUUCAUGCGAAGUCCUGUUCAAUCGUGGUCUCUGCUAUAUCUAUCUCCGGCAAAUGAACCCGGGCAUCCAGGACCUCGAGUAUGCUGCCAAAGAAAAGGUUACCCCGGACCACGAUGUGAUCGACGAUGCCAUCCGGGAGAAUGCAGAUGGCUAUACCGUCUUCUCAAUCCCAGUGGGGGUCCUCUAUCGUCCCAACGCAGCCAAAGUCAAAAAUCUCAAAACAAAAGAUUAUCUAGGCAAGGCUCGCCUAGUUGCUGCAUCGGACCGCAAUCAAACAUCAGACCACCAAUGGAAUCCAAUGGUAAUUGACAAAGAAGCCCUCCAAGGCCGCGAAGGAGUCUCCUUCGCGGCAUCCAACCUGGUCCGCCAAAACCUCAGCAGCCGCACUCGUCAACAAUCCGAACCACCCCUAAACCGCAACGUAUUCCCUCCAACACCACCACCAGACGACCGAUCCGUCAGCACAGCCUCUGGAUCAGGAUCAGCAUCUGGACACCACCGAACAUCAUCUCUCCGAAACGUCCGCCCACCCCGUCUAGACCUAGACCGCACAGGUGCCAGCCUAGACCGCCGACCCUAUGCACAAGAGCCAACAUCCACCGAGAAACCACGAAUAGGAACGACACGCACAGCCUCAGAGCCGCGCGGACCAUCCUCACGACAAAACAACAUGCGCGGAUACCAGGAAAGCAGUCGAAGCAGCUUACCCCGCGAGCAAGUCAGCCACCGCAGAAACCUCAGCGACACGAACACAGCCUACGCGCCGGAACCAGAGUACAGUCAUACAGACCAGUACGAUCCGUACUCCAGUCAGCGCAAUCUAGCAAACACAGGCUGGGGUCGUGGAUCCCGCCACCAACCACCCCAAUACAUCGACGAGGAGGAAGAAUAUGGCAGUGACACAUGCGAUGCAACGACCCUCAACGACGGCGCUUUCGAGCUCGUCGCCGCUCCUCAGGCUGGUCCCAGUCAGUCGCCCCAACAACGGCGUACUCGUUCUCCGGCGCGAUACUCCCGUCAUGCGAAUCCGAGGAGACCGGAGAUUCAGAAAUUUAGAGUAAAAGUACACGCUCCUGAUGAUACUAGGUAUAUCAUGAUUGGGCCGAAGAUUGAGUUUGGGGAAUUUGAAACUCGCAUCCGUGAGAAGUUCGGGUUCAGGUGUCCUCUGAAGAUGAAGGUGCAGGAUGAUGGGGAUAUGAUUACCAUGGUAGACCAAGAAGAUUUGGAUUUGCUGGUUAGUUCGGCCAAGGAGGUUGCUAAACGGGAGAGAAGUGAGAUGGGGAAGAUCGAGAUAUGGGUGGAAGAACGCUCUAUGAUUUGA
Penicillium verrucosum is the source of this 1684-nucleotide messenger RNA. Its product is annotated as putative PB1 domain protein. The transcript is spliced from 5 exons. Gene Ontology annotation, molecular function: protein binding. The record is from RefSeq and is a predicted model, not a curated record. The coding region runs from base 11 to 1684 and encodes 557 amino acids. NCBI's taxonomy places the organism in Eukaryota, Fungi, Ascomycota, Eurotiomycetes, Eurotiales, Aspergillaceae.